CGGCGCGUGCGCACUGCGCGUCUGCGAGCCUCAGUCAGACAGCCGCGCGAGCGCAGAUCGGAGACCUGCGGUGGUUUGAGUGGUAGAGAGCCCGCCGUGCUGAGCCGGGUCCUCGGUCUUCCCGGCGACGGCUUUACCGAGUUUGGCAUCAGUCGAAGGGGCACGGCAUGUCGUGGGUUCCGCGGGACUGACAGUGAACGCGCGUGCAGGAUGGGCCGGCGCCGGGGUCUGGAGCUCUACCGGGCCCCGUUCCCGUUGUACGCGCUCCGGGUGGACCCCAAGACCGGGCUGCUCAUCGCUGCGGGCGGAGGAGGCGCCGCCAAGACCGGCAUAAAGAAUGGCGUGCACUUUCUGCAGCUGGAGCAAAUCAACGGGUGCCUGAGCGCCUCCUUGCUGUACUCUCAUGACACAGAGACACGGGCCACUAUGAACUUGGCACUGGCUGGUGACAUCCUUGCUGCUGGACAGGAUGCCCGCUGUCAGCUCCUGCGUUUCCAGGUCCAUCAAGUGAAGAGCAAUAAAGCAGAGAAGUCAGGUUCCAAGGAGCAGGGACCUCGACAGAGGAAGCGGGCAGCUCCAGCAGAGAAGAAAUCCGGAGCAGAAGUUCAGCACGAAGGGGUUGAACUCAGAGUAAAGAAUUUGGAAGCGGUACAGACAGACUUCAGUGCUGAACCACUGCAGAAAGUGGUACACUUCAACCAUGAUAAUACCUUGCUUGCCACCGGAGGGACUGAUGGCCAUGUUCGUGUCUGGAAGGUACCUAGUCUGGAGAAAGUUCUGGAUUUCAAAGCACAUGAAGGGGAGAUUGGAGAUUUGGCUCUGGGUCCUGAUGGCAAGUUGGUUACUGUGGGCUGGGACUUCAAGGCCUCCGUGUGGCAGAAGGAUCAGCUAGUAGCACAGCUACAAUGGCAAGAGAAUGGAUCCACCUCUUCUAACACACCAUACCGCUACCAGGCCUGCAGGUUUGGGAAGGUUCCAGAUCAGCCCGGGGGGCUGCGGCUCUUCACAGUACAGAUCCCCCACAAGCGCCUGCGUCAGCCUGCACCCUGCUACCUCACAGCCUGGGACAGUUCCACCUUCCUGCCGCUUCGGACCAGGCCCUGUGGCCACGAAGUCAUCUCCUGCCUCAGUGUCAGUGAAUCGGGUACCUUCCUAGGCCUAGGCACGGUCACUGGCUCUGUCGCCAUCUACAUAGCUUUCUCUCUCCAGCGUCUCUACUAUGUGAAAGAGGCCCAUGGCAUUGUGGUGACAGAUGUCACCUUUCUACCUGAGAAGGGCUGUGGUCCACAGCUUCUUGGAUCCCAUGAAACUGCUCUUUUCUCUGUGGCUGUGGAUAGUCGUUGCCAGCUGCACCUGCUGCCCUCACGGCGGAGUGUUCCUGUAUGGCUUCUGCUCCUGAUGUGUGUCGGCCUUAUCAUUGUGACCAUCCUGCUGCUCCAGAGUGCCUUUCCAGGUUUUCUUUAGCUUCCAUGACCAAUGGGAAUCGGGCUUGGACACUGCCACCUCCCAGAGCAGAGCCGUUGUGGUCCACAGCUGAGGCUGCCUCUGCUGAGACUGAUGGGUACUGCUUGUCCCUCAGCUAAAGCUUGCCUGUGGCCCCAUUAUCACUUUAGAUCUUGGGAGCCCUGCAUUCAUCACCUGUGGAUCCAUUUAGGACAGUGUGGUCUGAAGCCCAGGGCAUACUACCUGCCUCAUUCCCUCUGCCUCUCAGGGCUCCAGAGUGUUAGCUCUUCCUUCUCUAGAAAUAUGUGACGGUGACCAAGAGCCUGGAGGCAUUGCCAUCCUUCCUCCAGAAACUGUUUCUCCUCCUCCCCUUACAACCAUUACACGAGGUCCUUGGCUUUUGUUGAAAAAAGGUUUGGGCUGGCACUUGCUGUUAGGGCAGGAAGAGGCAAAGGGAGACUCAGGUAGCAGUGGUCUGUGGGCUCAGCUGGGUAGCAGCAAACCAGCCAGGCCACAGAUACAGGAAGCUCCUGGAUGGUUUACUCCGGCCUGAGGAAAGGGAAAGUGAGCCUCGGCUCAUUAGGCAGGAAGAGUUGAUAUUUAAUAAACAAAGAAAGAUUGAACCGAGA
Arvicola amphibius (Eurasian water vole) is the source of this 2072-nucleotide messenger RNA. It is a transcript of the gene Preb, whose product is annotated as prolactin regulatory element binding. The coding region runs from base 211 to 1464 and encodes 417 amino acids. Gene Ontology annotation, molecular function: guanyl-nucleotide exchange factor activity; GTPase activator activity; protein binding. Gene Ontology annotation, biological process: protein secretion. The transcript has 9 exons. Gene Ontology annotation, cellular component: endoplasmic reticulum membrane. The record is from RefSeq and is a predicted model, not a curated record. Lineage: Eukaryota; Metazoa; Chordata; Mammalia; Rodentia; Cricetidae.